UGUGUACAUAGAUAGUUGUGUACCUACAAAAAUCGUUACACGUCAGCUGCAAGUUUUCUAUUCUGAAUAAUUUCAAUACAGUUCAGGAUGUCAAGACAACAACAAGAAACGGACGAACUGUUCGAAAUUAGAAACUAUUUUUACAUUGGAAAUUAUCAGCAAUGUAUAAAUGAGGCCCAGAAAUUAAGAAAGCCAACUUCCCCUGAUAUUGCUAUUGAAAGAGACAUUUACAUGUAUAGGGCAUAUAUGGCACAAAGCAAAUUUUUAGUGGUACUCGAUGAAAUAAGUAGUUCAUCUCCACCAAGUAUACAAUCGCUUAAGAUAUUAGCAGAGUAUCUCUCAAAUAAAUCAAAGAAAGAGGGUGUCCUUAAGCAGUUAGAACAAAAACUGUCGGAAGGAUCAGUAGCUGGCAAUGAUACACUUGUUUUAGUAGCUGCUACUAUAUAUGAACAAGAAGACAAUUUGGAAUUAGCUUACCGAGUGUUGCAUAGCUCUGAUAGUCUUGAAGCAUUAGCAUUCAUUAUUGAUAUACUACUGAAACUAAACAGAGUAGAUAUUGCAAAAAAGAAAUUAAAAGAAAUGCAAGAUAAAGAUGAUGAUGCCACUUUGACGCAAUUAACCCAAGCCUGGGUGAACAUUGCAGUGGGAGGUGAAAAGUUGCAGGAAGCUUAUUACAUUUAUCAGGAACUAGUGGACAAAUAUGGUUCUACUCCUUUACUUUUAAAUGGACAAGCAGUAACAUUUAUAGCACAGUUAAAGUAUGAAGAGGCUGAAUCGGCUUUACAAGAAGCCCUGGACAAGGAUUCUAACAAUCCUGAUACUUUGAUUAAUUUAGUAACUCUUUCGCAGCACACAGGCAAAUCUCUCGAGGUAAAUUUGAAUGCAUUAAUUGAUCCCAUUCUAAUUAGAUACAUACUAGCAGUACAUCCAGGCUCGCCGCAAGCGGGCUUGCAUGGCGUGCAUCGCACACGGGCGGCACGUUCAAUGGGGCGCCAAAUUCUCAUCAUUGUGCAGUUUUUGCAGUUGCAAAAUAUUCUUACAGUUUUUAAGAAAAGUAGAGAAUGUUGACUUGACCGAUCCUUA
Messenger RNA from Agrilus planipennis (emerald ash borer), 1083 nucleotides. RefSeq names its product coatomer subunit epsilon. The coding region runs from base 88 to 1068 and encodes 326 amino acids. The record is from RefSeq and is a predicted model, not a curated record. The transcript has 3 exons. Gene Ontology annotation, molecular function: structural molecule activity; protein binding. Lineage: Eukaryota; Metazoa; Arthropoda; Insecta; Coleoptera; Buprestidae. Gene Ontology annotation, biological process: endoplasmic reticulum to Golgi vesicle-mediated transport; intra-Golgi vesicle-mediated transport; retrograde vesicle-mediated transport, Golgi to endoplasmic reticulum. Gene Ontology annotation, cellular component: COPI vesicle coat.